Molecule: messenger RNA, 3095 nt
Organism: Pteropus alecto (black flying fox)
Lineage: Eukaryota; Metazoa; Chordata; Mammalia; Chiroptera; Pteropodidae
Gene: BID
Product: BH3 interacting domain death agonist
Exons: 6
Coding region: 155-844 (229 amino acids)
Biological process (GO): positive regulation of extrinsic apoptotic signaling pathway; apoptotic mitochondrial changes; positive regulation of release of cytochrome c from mitochondria
Cellular component (GO): cytoplasm; cytosol; mitochondrion
Source: RefSeq, a predicted model, not a curated record
UCCCUGCGCCUGGGGCCUUUGCUCCUUUCUCGGUCUCCCGCUCCCGCCCCGCUGCCCCUGUCGGCCUCCUGUGGCUCGUGGUGGAUCUGCCAGUGAAUUCUGCUUAGUUGACCUCCUUGUGGAUAUUGAUGUUUGUAAAUUCACUUCAGCUUUCAUGUUGCCCAGCAGGCUGCUGCCUUGGACACCUGCAAGCCAGAAGCCAGUUGAGCUGCCAGCUGCCUGUGCCAUGGAUCCCAAGAUCAGCAAUGGUGCACGCCUUCAGCAUGAGCACAUCACAGACUUGCUGGUGUUUGGCUUCCUCCAAAACUGCUGCAACUCUAAUUUCCACAAAGAGCUGAAGGCGUUGGGCCAUGACCUGCCUGUGCCAGCUUACCCGCGAGAAGAUUAUGAUGAUGAACUGCAGACGGAUGGUAACCGGUGCAGCCAUAUCGUCUUGGAAAGGGAGGAGACAGAGUCUGAGAAUCAAGAGGAAAUCAUCCAGAAUAUCGCCAGGCAGCUCGCCCAAAUAGGGGACAGGAUGGACUCCAGGAUCCCCCCAAGAGUGGUGAAUUACCUGGCAAUGGAAUUUAUGAAUGUGGACCUGUCAGAGGAAGACAGGAAGGAUUGCCUCUCUGCUGCGCUGGAGGAGGUCAUGAAGACUUAUCCUAAAGACAUGGAGAGGGAGAAGACCAUGCUGAUGUUGACCAUGCUGCUGGCCAAAAAGGUGGCCGAUCACACACCAUCCUUGCUCCGUGGUGUCUUUCACACAACAGUGAAUUUUAUUAACCAAAACCUGCUCACCUAUGUGAGAAACUUAUUGAGAAAUGUAAGAACCAGUGAUGUCAGCUCCUUGGCAUCUCACUAAAUCGUCUCGGUCUCUGCCUGUUCCCCAUAUCCAUUCCCCUCUGAGUUCUGGAAACCCAGCCGAGCCCUCUGCCACAGGGCUUCUUUUAUCCUUUCCUUCUGCUUCUGACGACCAAGCCACAGGAAUGCUGUUACAAACCUUUCUGCCCAGGUAGAAAGGCUUGGUUUUGCUUUUACAAGCAAGAAAGUUAUGUGGUAGGAGGUGGUAAUGAACACUGAAUGUCCUUUUGAGCUUUAUCAGCUUUAUGUUUAAGAUUGAAUUUUGUCAGCUUUACGUUUAAGAUGUGCUACUGUCAGCGGGUAAAGGCUUACUUCAUGCUAUUGGUAGAAUUGUAAUAGUGUGGUACAGACAUGGAGAGAAUGAAAGAAAGUGGCUCAGGGACCUAAGCUGAGCUCCCCUAGUCUGCUCUCAACUUUACCUUGUCACACAGAUGAGUAUAAUUAAAUUCUUUUAAAACAUGCUUACCAAGGAUGAUGGUAGAGACACCAAAAGGAGAGAUUUAAAAAGUAGGGAAAACUAUCUAAAACCUGCCCCAGAAAAACAUCUGUCCCAUAACCAGGGUGUUAAAAGUCACAGUUCUUCAUAAUGCUGCCCAAGAAGGCCAGAUGGUCCUGAAAGCCUGGCGCUUCGGUUUCAUAGACCUAACUGAAGUUUCAGUGGAUGUGUCUUUUCUGUAAAUUUUCUGCGAAAUAUUAGUGAAUAUUUGGGAUUUUGUGUCAGAAGCAUCACUCGGGCAUCUGAUGUGGUAUUUACUGAUGAGCCUUAAAAGCAUUCUCUAUCUCCUGUGGUCUUCAGUUAUACAGAUAUUUUAAAACAGAAUGAAUGUAAAUCUCAACUCAGGUAUUAAACAAGCUUAGUUGUUGGAAGGAGGUAAGCCUGAGAAAGGUUCUGGACAGCGUUUACCAACAAUGACCUGAUGGGGGAGUAAGUGAGCAAGAUGUCAAAAGCAGUCUUGUACUAACUAAUAGCUUACUAAACACCGAAGGGCUCAAACAAUCUUGACUCCCCGGACCCACUAAGACGCGUCUUGGCACUGUAAGUGAUCUCGUAGAUGCGAAUAUCCAGAUCUCAGCACCUUGAAAGCCUGUUUUAUGUAGUUGCUCUGCAAAAAACUUUGGUGCAACAAGUAGCAGGCAGGAUGUAAAGAUGACAAGGCUCCAGAGAAGGCGAUUCUAUACAAACCCCAGCUUCACUUCUGUUGAUUAGGGCACUAGAGUUCUUGACUGAAUUCUGGUUUGCAAAUUAGACUGGCAGAUUUAGACCUUAGACCUUAGAAAAUGAUCAUCAAUAAAGCAGUUGCAUCUAUUAAAUUAGAGGUGUGGAGCACCAACAACUUAAUGGAAGUUCAAAGAACCCAAAUCUAGGGAGAUGACAAUAGUAAAAACAUAACUGGAUUUUACUUAUUUUUAAUUUGCAUUUCUUUUAUUACUAGCGAAGUUAGGCAUCUUCUUGUAUAGUUGAGAACUAUUUACAUUUGUGGGACUUAUCUGUUAUUAUCCGUCCCGACGUGGCUUCUCCUGUAUGUCCUUAGUUGUAGGACUUCUGUUCAGCUAAACUUCAAGUGAUUCUCAGUGAUGGUUGUUCUGUAGUUUAGCUGUAAUCUUGAUGUGGUCAUGAGAGGAGGCAAACACUGUAUCUGCCUACUCCGCCAUCUUGACCCGAUGCUCCAAAACAUAACAAGAUUUUAAAUGUGCUAAAUAUAUGCUAAAGGUUUUGUUUUGAUUGGAUGAGGGGUAUAGAUUCUAACAUCCUUGAAGUAAAUCAGAACAUCAAAAUUUUAGUUGUAGCAGAGACUUCUAGAUACCCCCCAAUAUCUGCCCUCCCCAUCUGUUAUAGUAGGGUUUGUAGCUAGGUAUAUGGCCUCUUGGCUUGUCUACGUGUCCCAGGCUCCCUCAUAAGCCAGAUGUGACCUAUCACUUCUGAUGAAAGGGAAGCAGAAAGAAGUGAUGUAUGUAUCUUCUGCACUGUGUCCCUAAACAGGAACAUUUGCUCUACUUGCCCCUUGCCUUGCCCAUGGGCUGAAAUGUGGCUGAGGAUGUGGGUGUAGGUGAAGGCAACACCUUAGUGUCAAGGACCAAUAAGAUAGGCUCCUGGGUCCCAAGACUGUGGUGUUGACUGCUCACGUGUAAUUAGAGAAAUGAACUAUCUUGUAUAAGUCAUAUUUAGAUGAUCUGUCGUAGAAAUUGAAUGUACAUUCUAAUAAAUGCAAUGUAUGUUUGUUAAAAAUGAAGAAUAUAGAAUCAUUUACAAA